CGCCGUCACCACCACCAGAGAAGUCCCAACAAGAAACGGCCCAGGAGAGCUUCAGCGGCAUGACCCAGAAUCAACUUCCGUCCUGCCGGACAGCCCCGACACACCUGACACAGGACCAGCCUCACCCGACAGCCCGGCUGAGCCAGUAGCUGUGCCUGACAGCCCUGCCAAGCCAGUGGCUAUACCUGACUGUCCUGUCGAGCUGGCAUCAGAACCCGAAAUCCGUGACAGGUCAUCAGCCUCACCUACUCACAAGAAACUCUCAGCAGCACUAGCCCGUCUGCUCCCCCACGACAAGCCAGGGAAGCUAGAGCAACGCCCCCUGAGACCCCGCUAUCACAGAAAGAAUGACAUUACUAAAUACUGAACCAUACAUAACAAUUGACACUAUUACUAUUAAGUGGUUAUUAUAUUCAUACGCUGCAACUCUUGUAUUUCCCCUUUGCUCCUUACAAGGCAGCUUUGGCACCGCCAGUUGGUAGAUCGGAUUUCUAACUUUCGCUAUAUUCAGUCCCCUUAAUUUACUUGAUCCAUCUCAUUCUUAUCCUCAAAACAUCCUUCACUUCCUCUUGACUUCUUACUUUUCCUCCUCAUCCUCUUGCAUUGAUUUGUCCGGUGUGUCAUGAACCUUUCAAUAAUGUUUUGCUCUGUAAUAUUUCAUUCCAUUUAUUUCACUUUCCAUUGACGGAUCAUCUGAGCCAUCAGUUUUAAACGUACCCUAUAAAACUUUUCCCCGGGAGAGGGAGAUAGAUAGAUAUUAAAUGAACUCAUCUCUCACCCUUCCUCAGAUUGUCCAUCAUGCUUUUCCACUCACUCCAACCAUACACAUCCCAUAACAUUUGAACUUAGGGGGGAAGGGAACAAUACACAUCCAUUCGCACUGUAAUUUGUAAUCAUCUUUCAAACGUGAUGCUUGUAUCCAUGUUUAACUAAGAGUAGGUGUGUGUGUAAGGAUCAAGGGACCGAAGUGUCACAAUAACACCAUCCUAUGGAUGGCACCAUGAAGGUCUCUUUGAAGCUAAUUGCUUUCAUUAAUAGUAAGAUAAUUUCAGCCGCAUUAGUAAUCGGCAUUACAUCCAUUCUCAUUGUUCGUACCUUUUAGUUACAGUUCAAAUUGUCGGGUUGAAUAUAUUUGUCAUGUUGUGGAAAAGGAUUUCACCCUUUGAAUCUUAAUAAAGAGCAAGUUCAAUAACAUCA
Messenger RNA from Aplysia californica (California sea hare), 1197 nucleotides. RefSeq lists its product as uncharacterized. NCBI's taxonomy places the organism in Eukaryota, Metazoa, Mollusca, Gastropoda, Aplysiida, Aplysiidae. The record is from RefSeq and is a predicted model, not a curated record.